AUGAUUUCUUCCACUCUGCAAGAGGCAGGUGCUGCUGCCGAAGGUGGCGUCUCGGUUGCCAUGUACGAGUGGUCUGCAGGCCUACUGAUUUUCUUCCUGGGCUUUGGCCUGGCACCGCUGUACCUGGGCCUUGACUUGACCACGACGCCGGAGUGGUUCGAGAAACGCUUUAGCGUCCAUUGCCGCCUGGUUCUGGCCGUCAUCUCCAUGGUGGCCUAUGUGAUCACGAAGAUCGCUGCUUCACUGUUUGCAGGGGCUGUUCUGUUCGAAGUCAUGUUGGGCGUGUCGAUGUGGACCAGCGUGCCAUUCAUUUUGCUGUUCACAGCGAUCUAUGCUGCAUUUGGUGGGCUGCGUGCGGUGAUGUACACGGAUGCCGGACAAGCGACUAUUUUCCUCAUAGGCGGCUUCGUUGGCAUGGCGGUGGCCUUCAGCAAGAUAGGUGGAAUCGCUGGCCUUGCCGACACGCUGGAGAGGAACGACUUAAGCUACAUGCUGACAACGCUGCGGCCACCAUCCGACAAGCAGUUCCCCUACACAGGAAUGCUGCUGGGGCAGCCCUUGUCGUCCAUGUGGUAUUGGUGCGUGGACCAGACGAUGGUCCAACGCGUUCUGAGCGCCAAGGGCGUGGUGCACGCCCGAAAGGGCUGCCUUCUUGCAGGUUAUCUCAAAAUCCUACCUCCCUUCCUUAUGGUGUUCCCUGGCAUCAUUGCCCGUGCCUUCUUCGCAGAGUGUCAGCGAACAGAGGGCCAGCUGCACGGCGACUGGUGCGGAACAGACCUCGGUGAUGCCAAUGAGUCGAGCAAAGCCUACCCGCUGCUCAUCGCCAAGAUGUUUCCAGAUGGUCUUCGAGGCCUUCUGAUCGUUUCCAUGGUGCUGGCCAUGAUGUCCAGCUUGGACUCGGUGUUCAACUGCUUAUCCACCAUCUUCACGUACGACAUCUACAAACGCUUCCUCCACCCGGAGGCUUCGCGUCGUCGGCAAGUGUGGAUUGGCCAGCUGGCCACGGGUGUCGCCGCCCUUUGCGGGCUGGCCUGGCUCCCCAUGAUUGCCAACAGCGCAAACG
This is a messenger RNA of Symbiodinium sp. CCMP2456, 1063 nucleotides long. NCBI's taxonomy places the organism in Eukaryota, Dinophyceae, Suessiales, Symbiodiniaceae. The record is from the annotation of a GenBank genome assembly.